ACAACUCCAUCUCUCUCUCUCUCUCUCUCUCUGUGUCUGUCUCUGAAAUCGCGUUUUUAACUUUUUUUAUUUUUUAAAAUACGCGAGAAGCUGCCACGACCCCGCAAUCGAUCGGAAGCCAAAAUCACUUUUGAUAAUCUCGUUGUUGUUUGCAGGAGAUGAGGGUCUCUGCUUCUGCUUUUCAGUCCACUACGCUUCUCUCUCUCUCUCUCUCUCUCUCUCAUGUGACAAAAUGCUGAAUUCCACGGGAUUUUGAUAUUUCCCUCAUCAUCCAUAAGCUCCCACCUGCAUUGCCCACGUACUGUUACUUCCCCACUCUCUCCAAAUCCCUGGAAUUCAAUUCCCCAUUCUCGCUUAGUAUUGGAUUUUGCUACGACUUCAUUUUCUAUCUGGAUUUUUUCUUCUUCUUGGAAUUGGGGUUAAUUGGAGGGUUGAAUUUCGUGUAUUUUGGGCUUGAUCGAAUUGGGAAAUUCCGAGAUCUGGUGGGGGUUUGUGUUGGGAUCCAAUUUUCAUCUGGUUAGCUCGGUGGUGAUUCGAAUUAUCGGUUUGGAUCCGAUCGGGGGAGAAACAGCGCCAUCCAAUGGCGCUGUUCAGAAGGUUCUUUUACCGGAAGCCGCCGGAUCGGCUUCUCGAGAUCUCCGAGAGGGUCUACGUGUUUGAUUGUUGCUUCUCCACGGACGUUUUGGAAGAAGAUGAGUAUAAAGUUUACAUGGGUGGCAUUGUAGCCCAGCUACAAGAUCACUUUCCUGAAGCUUCUUUCAUGGUAUUUAACUUUAGAGAAGGGGAGAGGCGAAGCCAAAUUUCAGAUAUAUUGACUCAGUAUGACAUGACAGUCAUGGAUUACCCUCGGCAAUAUGAGGGGUGUCCUCUGCUGUCACUGGAGAUGAUCCACCACUUCCUUCGAUCAAGUGAAAGCUGGCUGUCACUGGAAGGGCAACAAAAUGUGCUGUUGAUGCACUGUGAAAGAGGAGGAUGGCCUGUGCUUGCAUUCAUGCUAGCAGGUCUUCUGUUAUACCGGAAACAGUACAAUGGGGAGCAGAAGACUCUUGAUAUGGUCUACAAGCAAGCUCCUAAGGAACUUCUUCAUCUUCUGUCUCCUUUAAACCCACAGCCUUCUCAGCUGAGAUAUCUUCAAUAUAUCUCUAGAAGAAAUUUGGGUUCUAAUUGGCCUCCAUCAGAUACACCUUUACUUUUGGAUUGUCUGAUACUUAGAGUUCUUCCACUUUUUGAUGGGGGAAAAGGUUUCAGGCCCGUUCUACGUGUUUAUGGUCAGGACCCUUCAACACCAGCAAAUAGAAGUUCUAAGCUUCUGUUUUCAACGUCAAAGGUGAAGAAACAUGUGCGCAACUACCUACAGGCAGAGUGUUUGCUGGUGAAAAUUGAUAUUCAUUGCCGUGUUCAAGGGGAUGUUGUUCUUGAGUGCAUCCAUUUGAAUGAAGAUCUGGUGCGUGAGGAGAUGAUGUUCAGAGUUAUGUUCCACACAGCAUUUGUGCGGUCAAAUAUUCUGCUGCUUAGCCGUGAUGAAGUUGAUGUUCUAUGGGAUGCCAAGGAUCAAUUCCCCAAGGACUUUAGAGCAGAGGUACUUUUUUUGGAUGCUGAUGCUGUUGUGCCUACUCUUACUACAGUCGUAGCGAGUGCGAGUGAAGAUGGAAAUGAGACAGAAAGUGCUUCACCUGAGGAGUUUUUUGAGGUGGAAGAGAUCUUUAGCAAUGUAGUUGACGGGCAGGAAGGAAAAGGGGAAUAUGAUAAUCAUGUGGGUCGGGACAAUACACCGGAUGAUAUUGUUCAUAAAGAAGUCUGGAAAGAGGAGUUGGAUCCUCACACAUUUCAAGACUGUGCAUCAGAUGAAGGAACUCCCAAACAGGAUGUAAAGGUGGAUUCUAAUAUUGAUGCGGUGAAGGACAUUGCUGUUGAUGAUGUGAAGUAUAAGUUGGAUGAGAGGGUGGAUUCUGAUCUCCAUUUGGUGAAAGACAUUGCUGUUGAUGAUGGUGUCAAGUUAAAUUCCACGGUAGCUGCUGCUGAUAUGCAGAUAAAUCUUGAAACCAAGGAAGUGGUUGAAGAUAUGUCUGGCAAAUUGGAAGAGAUGGAAGACAAAGGUGAUGGACAAAACAAUUUUACACAUAAGAACUUAGAUUCCAAGGUCCCCCCGCAAAAGCUGAUUGCUGAUGUACCUAGACAAAAAUCUGAUAAAUUACUGCCUUCUGCCCCUAGGAAGCAGUCUGCAGCGAGUGCAAAACCAACUGCAGAUACAGUUGUUGCCAAACAAAAGAUUAAGCAGCAAGAAUCUCAAGGAGCUCAUGUAAAACUAGCGAAGCCAAAUGCAGUAUCUAGGUGGAUCCCUCCUAACAAGGGCUCUUAUACUAAUUCAAUGCACGUAGCAUAUCCACCAUCAAGAUAUAACAGCGCACCAGCUGCUCUUGGCAGUAAUGCUUCUUCGAAGGAUUCUAAUGCAGGUUCCAAAUCAAAGACUUCUUCUAUUACUGCUACCCCCGCCGCUCUGGUUUCGACUGAUGUGAUCAAUGAUCAGACAAGUUGCAAGGUGGAUCCUGUGAUGGCUUCAGACUUUGGACGAGAGAUACUUGCUUCCUGCCCACCAUCAUUAGUACCACCAAUUGAAGAGGCAGAUUCUUCCUCACCGACUCAAACACCCAAUCUUAGCCCAUGGCAAGUAGUGCUCCAUCCACCGCCACCGCCACCGCCACCGCCACCGCCUCCGCCUCCGCCUCCACCUCCACUGCAUUCUAAUAUCUAUUCAUUGUCUACAUUGCUGCCCAGGUCUUCUUUAUCACCUUCCAGACCUUUGCAGGUAGGCGCAACACCUCCUCCCCCUCCACCCCCGCCACAAUCUUCUUCACUACUAGGUAAUGUUGUGUCCAAAACUUUUCCCCCAUCUCCACCUCCUCCCCCCCCUCCUCCCCCUCUUCCCCCAUCCAGUAGACAAAACAGUGCUACCAUGUUGCCUCCUCCACCUCCUCCAUCACCUUGGAAGUAUGGGUAUGCAUCAGUUGCCUCUCCAGCGGUCACAAGUUCUCCGCCUCCUCCCCCCCCCCCUCCCCCUCCUUUUGUGAGUCCAUCAACUGCACCGAAACUUGGAGUACCUGCCACCCCUCCCCCUCCUCCUCCGCCACCUCCUCCCAUGCGUGGAGUUCCAUCUCCUCCUCCUCCUCCACCUCCACCGCCUCCACCUACUUUACGUGGAGGUUCGCCACUGCCACUGCCUCCAUUAUAUGGAGCCCCAUCUCCCCAGCCGCCACCAAUGUAUGGAGCCCUGCCUCCCCCACCUCCCCCACCUCCUCUAGCUCGUGGAGCUCCAUCGCCUCCGCCACCACCUCCAAUGCGUGAAGCAGCGCAUCCACUUCCUUCAGUGUCUAGAGUGCCGCCUCCAAUGCGAGGAGCACCGCCGCCGCCACCGCCUCCUCCAAUGCGUGGAGCACCACCUCCUCCACCGCCUCCUCCAAUGCGUGGAGCACCACCUCCUCCACCGCCUCCUCCAAUGCGUGGAGCACCACCGCCUCCGCCGCCACCUCCAAUGCGUGGAGCACCACCGCCUCCGCCUCCGCCUCCUCCAAUGCUUGGAGCACCACCACCACCACCGCCUCCUCCAAUGCCUGGAGCACCACCUCCUCCUACAGGUCAAGGCCCACCUCCCCCACCUCCCCCAUUGCGUGGAGCACCACCACCUCCACCUCCUCUAGGAGCUCGUGCGCCUGGACCUCCAGCUCCACCUAGACCUCCAAGUGGUGCACCUCCUCCUCCUCCACCAUUAGGCGCCAAAGGACCAAAUGCUGCAGCUGAUGCGAGAGGGAUAGGGAGAGGGCGUGGGCUUUCACGUCCUACAGGGAUGGGGGCAAUUGCUACAGCUCCUCGAAGAUCCUCCUUGAAGCCUUUGCAUUGGAGCAAGGUAACCAGGGCUUUGCAAGGAAGUUUGUGGGAAGAAUUGCAAAGAUAUGGAGAGACUCAAAUUAUUCUUCCUUUCACGAUCAGUGAUAUUGCGCCCUUUUAUCUUAGUGCGCCAGGGUUUGAUGUGUCAGAGUUAGAGAGCCUUUUCUCUGCAACAGUUCCAAAACCUGCUGAUGCAGGAGGUAAAUCUGGGGGGCGACGCAAGUCUGUUGGAUCCAAGACCGACAAAGUCCACCUGAUUGACCUGAGGAGAGCCAACAAUACUGAAAUCAUGCUCACAAAAGUUAAGAUGCCGCUUUCUGAUAUGAUGGCUGCUGUUCUAGCAAUGGAUGAGUCGGUAUUAGAUGUUGAUCAGGUGGAGAAUCUUAUAAAGUUUUGUCCUACAAAAGAAGAGAUGGAACUUCUCAAGGGCUACACUGGUGACAAGGCGAACCUGGGAAAGUGUGAACAGUAUUUUUUGGAGCAAAUGAAAGUGCCUCGGGUGGAGUCGAAGUUAAGAGUAUUCUCUUUCAAGAUUCAGUUCAGUUCUCAGAUUUCAGAAUUUAAAAAGAGUUUGAACACUGUGAACUCUGCAUGCGAAGAGGUCCGGAAAUCUGUCAAACUGAAGGAAGUUAUGAAGCUUAUUCUUUUUAUAGGGAAUACAUUGAACCAAGGAACUGCUAGGGGAUCUGCAAUUGGAUUCAAGUUGGACAGUCUUCUAAAGCUUACUGAUACACGUGCUUCUAACAGUAAGAUGACACUCAUGCAUUAUCUUUGCAAGCUUUUGGCUGAUAAUUCACCCGCACUUCUUGAUUUUCACCUGGAAUUUGUUAGCCUGGAAGCUGCAACUAAGAUACAAUUGAAGUCUUUAGCAGAAGAAAUGCAAGCUAUAAUCAAGGGACUAGAGAAGGUCAGGCAGGAGCUGGCUGCAUCUGAAAACGAUGGCCCUGUAUCUGAAGUUUUCCGUAAGACACUGAAAGAAUUCAUUGGCGUUGCUGAGACAGAGGUGGCAUCUGUAACAAAUCUAUACUCUGUGGUGGGUAGGAAUGCUGAUGCACUUGCACUAUAUUUUGGUGAGGAUCCUGCCCGUUGCCCAUUUGAGCAGGUCACAGCGACUCUCCUAAACUUUGUAAGGUUAUUUCGGAAAGCACAUGAAGAGAACUGCAAACAGGCUGAAUUGGAGAAGAAGAAAAUUGAGAAGGAGGCUGAAAUGGAGAAGGCGAAGGGCAUUAAUCUUACAAGAAAGGCAGCAAGAUAAGUGAAGAUUGAGUAUCCCUGCAUAGGAAUUGAGCUUCAGCCAUGCAGCUGAGCUCUGCCCCACUGUUGCUGACUAGAUGAUGGCCAAGGACACAGCUUUUUUGGACGGUCAGAGUCCUAGCUUACUUCAGUAUUGGUGCAACAGUAAGCCUUCCAUUGUGCUUGAAAUGAGAGGCUCAAGUGUUCCUCGAGGCCUGCAGACCUUCAACUCUGCAAAAGUCUUAGCUGAACAUGCUUUGAUUGGAUGAUUUUCAAUCAGAUGGUCAUGGUUCACUGACCAAUCACAUUAGAUAUCUUGCUGACAGACCGAAUUUUGACAAACAUUGGGUAGUUGCCAUCAGCGACUGAGAAGCAGAGCUACUCCAUAUAGGACAACUGCUAUCGAGGUGGUUGGAUUUGGCCCCUCCAGCACCAUUUUGAGAAGGAAUUCUGUAGUCUUGGGUCGGUUUUUCGUUACUGAAUUGGUUUCCACUUUCACACCAUUCAUUUAGCAUAUGUUCUUUUGGCGCCAGAGCAGAUGCCUGCCUUGGGGGUUGUAAAGCACAUAGUCCAACUGUACCAUGAAACCUUGUACAAAGCUCUAACCUUUCCUUUAGAAGUCAUUCUUUCUCAUGUAACAUAAAAAAAAAAAAAGUUAGUUAUUUUUUUUUAUGUUCCUUGUAGUUGAGAUUUUGAUAGAGGAACCCGUCAUGAAAGGUGUUGUAUAGGUGUCAGGUUAAGAAAGAGAUACUAGAGAAGACGGGCUUUCUCUUAGUGUAAUUGUAACAUAAACAAAAGAUAGGCUGCGAGUAGAAAUUUGGUUGUUUCUUCAUUUGA
This is a messenger RNA of Alnus glutinosa, 5952 nucleotides long. RefSeq names its product formin-like protein 20. The record is from RefSeq and is a predicted model, not a curated record. NCBI's taxonomy places the organism in Eukaryota, Viridiplantae, Streptophyta, Magnoliopsida, Fagales, Betulaceae.